GAAGAAGAAGAAGAAGAAGAAGAAGAAGAAGAAGGAGAAGAAGAAGAGGACUAUGAGGAAGAAGAAGAAGAAGAAGAAGAAGAAGAAGAAGAAGAAGAAGAAGAAGAAGAAGAAGAAGAAGAAGAAGAAGAAGAAGAAGAAGAAGAAGAAGAAGAAGAAGAAGAAGAAGAAGAAGAAGAAGAAGAAGAAGAAGAAGAAGAAGAAGAAGAAGAAGAAGAAGAAGAAGAAGAAGAAGAAGAAGAAGAAGAAGAAGAAGAAGAAGAAGAAGAAGAAGAAGAAGAAGAAGAAGAAGAAGAAGAAGAAGAAGAAGAAGAAGAAGAAGAAGAAGAAGAAGAAGAAGAAGAAGAAGAAGAAGAAGAAGAAGAAGAAGAAGAAGAAGAAGAAGAAGAAGAAGAAGAAGAAGAAGAAGAAGAAGAAGAAGAAGAAGAAGAAGAAGAAGAAGAAGAAGAAGAAGAAGAAGAAGAAGAAGAAGAAGAAGAAGAAGAAGAAGAAGAAGAAGAAGAAGAAGAAGAAGAAGAAGAAGAAGAAGAAGAAGAAGAAGAAGAAGAAGAAGAAGAAGAAGAAGAAGAAGAAGAAGAAGAAGAAGAAGAAGAGGACGUGGAGGAGCAAGAGUGA
Molecule: messenger RNA, 615 nt
Organism: Lotus japonicus
Lineage: Eukaryota; Viridiplantae; Streptophyta; Magnoliopsida; Fabales; Fabaceae
Exons: 3
Source: RefSeq, a predicted model, not a curated record